UAUUUUCACUGGCUAAACAAUGUUUUUUUAUUCUCCUUAUUUUUUUGGGAAGAAAAAGAAAAAAAAAAAAAAGAAGAAGAAAAAUUGACAAUGUCAAAAGUCCAUACAGAAAUUCUAUGUGAGGAGGGAGAGGAAGCAAAACAGAUAUUAUGGAAACAUUUUCAUUUGCUUCCAAAUCCUGGAAUACUAGAAAAAACAAAAACUAGAAUGUUUUAGAGGUAUUGAUGUGUCUUGACAGGAAUCCGAGGUUGUAAUGAUGUUCUUAUUGCAUGAGUGGAUUUCCAGAAAUAAGGACAUCUACUGAGCAUUCCCAGGAUUAUAAACACAUGUUUUGGCCAAUGCUGCAUCUGGGAGAGUACUGAAAAUGUUGGAUUGCUUCUCUUGUUGCACGGGAGAGGACACAACCGAUAAAGCGUUGAGAGAGGGCAGCAUUCAUGAUUUCAGAGGCAUGACCCUGACUUCAUUUGCCAAUAUUUCUUUAAAAUCUGAUAGCAACAGGAGAAAGUAUAUAGCUGAAGAAGUAGGAAAAUUUGGAAAAGGGAAUAUUUCAGCCCAGGCUUUUACAUUCCAGGAAUUGAAUGACACAACCCAAAAGUUUAACCCUGAUUUCUUGCUUGGUGAAGGAGGUUUUGGCAAGGUGUACAAAGGCCACCUAGAAACCAAAAAUAUUGAUAUUGCAGUCAAACAGCUUAACAGAAAUGGUUUUCAGGGAAAUAGGGAGUUCCUUGUGGAAGUUCUACUGCUGAGUCUUCUCCACCACCCUAACCUUGUAAACUUGAUUGGAUACUGCUGUGAUGGCGAAGAGCGCAUAUUAGUAUACGAGUUCCUGGAAAAUGGCUGCCUCGAAGAUCAUCUUCUUGACCUGAAACCUGGUAAACCGCAUCUAGAUUGGAAAACGAGGAUGAAAAUAGCCGAGGGAGCAGCAAGAGGGCUCGAAUACCUACACGAAACAGCCAAUCCUCCAGUAAUUUACCGCGACUUCAAAGCAUCCAAUGUACUUCUAGACAAAAACUUCGAUGCUAAGCUUUCUGAUUUUGGGUUAGCCAAGCUAGGUCCAACCGGGGAUCAAACGCACGUCUCUACCAGGGUCAUGGGUACCUAUGGCUAUUGCGCGCCUGAAUAUGCCUCCACUGGUCAACUUUCCACCAAGUCCGACGUUUACAGCUUUGGGGUCGUGUUCCUGGAGAUGAUCACGGGAAGAAGAGUCAUCGAUAACGCUAGACCAAGUGAAGAACAGAACUUGGUUUUGUGGGCUCAACCAUUGUUCAAAGACAAACAGAAAUUUCACUUAAUGGUGGAUCCAUUGCUGCAAGGGAACUACCCAACAAAGGGACUGUAUCAGGCUCUUGCAGUUGCAGCAAUGUGUCUACAAGAGGAAGCAGACACGCGGCCAUUCAUCAGCGACGUAGUCACCGCUCUCGAGUUCCUGUCGGGGAACAGGAAAGCGGAGGGCGAGGGCGGCCAGGAAGAAGAAGGAGCAGCCAAGUCAUUGCCUCCAGGGAGUGAAAGUAAUGUUGAAAAACAUGAAAGCAGUGAGCCUGCUGAAGUUAGAGAAAAAGACUAAAAGCUCUGCAGUGUUUUGGAUAGUAUUUUUAUAAAAGGCCAAAUAACUAACAUUGGUUUUUACCUAACAAGUAAUGCAACUAAUGAUUUCUAUGUUUGGCUUCAAAGUUGA
Ipomoea triloba (trilobed morning glory) is the source of this 1675-nucleotide messenger RNA. Its product is annotated as probable serine/threonine-protein kinase PBL23. Gene Ontology annotation, biological process: protein phosphorylation. Bases 365 to 1564 code for a protein of 399 amino acids. NCBI's taxonomy places the organism in Eukaryota, Viridiplantae, Streptophyta, Magnoliopsida, Solanales, Convolvulaceae. The record is from RefSeq and is a predicted model, not a curated record. The transcript is spliced from 5 exons. Gene Ontology annotation, molecular function: protein kinase activity; ATP binding.